AUGGCUCAAAUAAAAAAUCACAAGGAGAUGAGGCAAAUGAAAUCAAAGGCAAAAACUAGCUUAUUUGCAGCUGUUUCAUAUUCAGUUUUCACCAGAAUCAUGACACUGAAGACAUCAAAUGGAAUUUGGGAUUUCUUGAAGAAGGAGUAUGAAGAAAAUGAACGAGUCAAAGGCAUGCAAGUUUUGAAUCUGAUCAGAGAAUUUGAGAUGCGAAGAAUGAAGGGAUCAGAAACAAUCAAGGAUUACUCUGGCAAACUCCUUGACAUUGUUAACAAAGUAAGGCUUCUUGGUACUGAUUUUUCUUAUUCUAGAAUAGUUCAAAAAAUCCUUGUAUCAGUUCCUAAAAAGUUUAAGGCUAUAAUAUCAUCAAUAGAAAACUCAAAAGAUAUGUUAAGUAUUACCUCAGUAGAACUAUUGAAUGCACUACAAGCUCAGGAACAAAGGAGACUUAUGAGGCAAGAAGGAUCUGUGGAGGGUGCAUUUCAAGCUAUAUUACAGAACAAUAUGUACAAGAAAGAGAAGCAUAGCAACAACAAUAACAGUAGUAACAACACUACAUUUACACCAUGUCCUUCUUGCAAAAAAUCCAAUCAUCCACAAAAAAGAUAUUGGUGGAGGCCAGAUAUAAAAUGUCACAAAUGUGACAGUGGUUGUACAAGCCACAUGACUUAUGAUCAAGAGCUUUUGAAAGAGCUUGACAAAAUUGCCAUUUCUAAAGUUAGAAUUGGAAAUGGAGCAUAUCUUGCAAUAAAAGGCAAAGGAACAGUGGUGAUCAAGUUUGAUAAUGGAACUGAAUACACAUCAAAAAAAUUUAACAAGUUCUGUGAGAAUGAAGGCAUUGAGCACCAGUUGACAGCACUUUAUACCCCUCAACAGAAUGUGGUGGUUGAGAGGAAAAACAGAACACUUACGGAGAUGACAAGGUGUUUACUGCAUGACAAAGGGCUACCAAAGAUCGAGGCUGCAAACACAGUUAAGAGAGACAAAUUGGAUAAGAAAGCAGAACCUGGGAUCUUUGUAGGCUGCAAUUCAGUUUCAAAAGCAUAUAGGAUUUAUUUUCCACAAAACAACAAAAGGUGCAAUGUUGCUAUAAUAGAGCCUGCAGGAUAUGAAGAAGCUGCAGCAGAUCAAAAAUGGAUGGCUGCAAUGAAGGAGGAGCUUAAGAUGAUUGAGAAAAACCAGACUUGGAUGCUAGUAGACAAACCUGCACACAAAAAGGCCAUAAGAGUCAAGUGGGUUUACAUGACCAAACUCAAUCCUGAUGGUUCUGUAAACAAACACAAGGCAAGGCUGGUCGUUAAAGGAUAUGCUCAGACGUUUGGAGUGGAUUUCUCUGAGACUUUUGCCCUAGUUGCUAGAUUGGAUACCAUAAGAACGUUGCUAGCCCUUGUUGCUUAA
Messenger RNA from Camellia sinensis, 1398 nucleotides. RefSeq lists its product as uncharacterized. Gene Ontology annotation, biological process: DNA integration. Gene Ontology annotation, molecular function: nucleic acid binding. The record is from RefSeq and is a predicted model, not a curated record. Lineage: Eukaryota; Viridiplantae; Streptophyta; Magnoliopsida; Ericales; Theaceae.